Hyphopichia burtonii NRRL Y-1933 is the source of this 707-nucleotide messenger RNA. It is a transcript of the gene ATP4, whose product is annotated as F1F0 ATP synthase subunit 4. NCBI's taxonomy places the organism in Eukaryota, Fungi, Ascomycota, Pichiomycetes, Serinales, Debaryomycetaceae. Gene Ontology annotation, biological process: proton motive force-driven ATP synthesis. The transcript has 2 exons. The coding region runs from base 10 to 660 and encodes 216 amino acids. Gene Ontology annotation, molecular function: proton transmembrane transporter activity. The record is from RefSeq and is a predicted model, not a curated record.
GCCUUAUCCAUGGCUGUUCGUCCAGCUCCAAUUGGUUUACGUUACUUAUCAACUCCUGUUGAACCAAAACAAAAGGCCAAUUCCAUCAUUGAUGCCUUACCAGGUAACAACUACUUAUCUAAGACUGGUUUCUUAGCCACUUCUACUGCCGCUGCUAUCUACGGUAUCUCUAACGAAAUCUUGGUUAUCCAUGAUGAAACCAUCUUACUUGUUACUUUUGCUGCUUUCUCUGCUUUAGCUGCCAAAUUCGUUGCUCCUCUUUACACUGAAUGGGCCGAUGGUGAAAUCAAAAAAGUUAACGAUUUAUUAAACGAAUCUCGUACUAAACACGUUACUGCAGUUAAAGACAGAAUUGAAUCAGUUUCUCAAUUAAAAGAUGUUGUUUCUACCACUCAACAAUUAUUUGCUGUUUCUAGAGAAACCGCUGAAUUAGAAGCUAAAGCUUUUGAAUUGAAACAACAAAUUGCUGUUGCUCAAGAAGCCAGAGCUACCUUAGACUCUUGGGUUAGAUUUGAACAACAACAAAGAGAAAUUGAACAACAACAAUUAAUCAAAUCUGUUUUGGAAAAAGUUAACAAAGAAAUUGAAAACCCUAAAUUCCAAGACAGAGUUUUAGCUGAAUCUGUUGCUGAAGUUGAAAAAUUAUUCGCUAAAGCUUAAAUGAUUUCAACUACAACAACAAUCAAAAAGAAAAGUUUUAACUGAUC